AUGCCGCACUUACCACCGGGCGCUGAGGCAAACCCGUCUGAUGGUGGGGAGCUUGUCUUCUCUCCAGUUACCAAAGAUCACAUCCAGAACUGCUCAUACGAUGCGUGGUUCCCAAGUUACAAAAGCUGUUGUUUGAAAUCGAGAAUCAUUCCAUUGCCUCAGUCGUUCGUGGCAUACCUACAAGAGGACGGGAUCUUGUUAGCUGAUGAAGAUGUCGCUUCGACUCCAGCUGAUACUGAGUGGCACUCGGCCGGCGCAAAUGCCAGUUACCAACCGACAGUAAAUGAUGAAUCUUCGGACGAUGAAGAUGAAGAUCAGCCACCUCGACUGCCUCCAAAUGAGAGAUUCCCGGAGACGCAUAGCAAAAUCAAAGAAACUAUUGCGGAACUCGGCGGAGCGGUUGCUCCCAAGCUGAAUUGGUCAAGCCCAAAAGAUGCGAAAUGGAUGUCACCACAUCAAAACACCUUAAAAUGCACCUCACCAAACGAUAUCUACCUCCUACUCAAGUCAUCAUCGUUUAUUGCGCAUGACCUCAAUCACGCCUUUGACGAUUGCACCCCCGCGCCGCCAUCUCGACCGUUUACUCCAGUUCUGGUACUCAGACCCUUCUUCAACCCCUACGUUUCGAUGGAGUUUCGUUGCUUCGUCAAGCAUAGGACGCUUAUUGGCGUUUCACAGCGGGACUGGAAUUAUUACGAAUUUUUGCGGGGACUUCGCCCACAUAUUUGGAAGAAAAUCAAUCUCUUCUUUAAGGAGAAGAUGAGACUUACUUUCCCAGAUGCAUCGUUCGUCUUUGAUGUAUACAUCCCUAAAGACUCCCUGGGCGAAGGUGGCUUAGGCAAAGUUCGUCUUAUAGAUAUUAACCCAUGGGCUCCUCGCACCGAUCCCCUGAUGUUCUCAUGGCAAGAACUCCUUGAUAUGGACGUCAAAACUCCUCUUUAUGGCUCAGUCCCUGUCGACACUGGCAUUGAUGUCGGUGUGGAUGAUGUUGGCGCAGAUGUGACCGAUGACGAGGCUGACUUGGAGUACCAGCCCGAUGCUUUUCCUGAACUAAGAAUUGUCGAAAAAGACGAUCCCGCAGCCUUCAACUUCAGUACUCCGCAGUACUCUGCUCACAAGCUGCCAAAGGAGGUUGUCGACGCCAGUCUUGCUGGUGAUGGAGGACUCAGAGAAUUUGCCCAACAGUGGAAGGAGAUCACUGAGGGCAGAGCAGACGGGCUGUGGGACAAGCAAGGUGGUCAGCGCUGA
Messenger RNA from Pochonia chlamydosporia 170, 1248 nucleotides. RefSeq lists its product as hypothetical. Gene Ontology annotation, cellular component: cytoplasm. The coding region runs from base 1 to 1248 and encodes 415 amino acids. The transcript has a single exon. NCBI's taxonomy places the organism in Eukaryota, Fungi, Ascomycota, Sordariomycetes, Hypocreales, Clavicipitaceae. The record is from RefSeq and is a predicted model, not a curated record.